AUGCUCAAAAUCAAGACAUACAUUUUGAUGGCAUUCAUUGCCUGGAAUCUAAACGUAUCCGAGGCAAAAUCAAUAAAUGCUGACCAGAAGCGCAAGCACAGAAGGUUGGCUGAUAUAUCACCAUCGGAAGAUCAUGUCGGUAAUCAGCUUAGACCUGAUGUCCUGAGGAAAACCCUGCCGAAAUUGGACUUGAUGGAAGGCAAGCUGACGGGAUUGGAGAAACAGUUGGCAGCCCAGCAGUUACUCUUACAGGAGACUUUAAAUAAAACCGAUCCAAAGGACUUCGUGGAGAGACUCAGUGGGAUUGAGGAUCAAAAUAGAGAUAUCCAGCAGUUAAUUCUAGACCAAUCAGCAGCACAAUUUAAUGAUAGAAAAAGGCAGAUAACUCUGAUUGAAAGGAAAAUGGGAAACCCCCAGGAAGCCUUGCAGGAAAUUGGAAACAGAAUUUCACAGGACCUCGUAAAGCCACUGAGAAGGCUAGGUAGACUGCAAGCCGAUAUGGAAACGAAGAUAGAAAACCUACAACGAGUUUUAGAAAACAAAAUUACAGACCAACCUACUUCUUCACUACAAAUAAAAAGGAACAUUCCACAGGAUUUCAAAGGGGCACUGGAUAAGAUGGAAAAUAGUGUGGAAAUUAUGCAAAUAGCUCUUACCAGUAUGGCGCAUUUCGUAAAGAUUGGCACCCGUUACUUCUAUAUCGAGACAAAAGUUAAGCAAAAUUGGUUCAAGGCUAAGAACUCUUGUCGUGAAAUGGGCGGCUAUUUAGCCGCCAUUAAAAACAAAGAGGAACUCGAUGAACUCGAUCAAAAACUAAUCAAACCAGAACACUACUGGCUCGGCAUUAACGAUAGGGAUAAUGAGGGCGUAUACGUAUCAGAUGCUUCCGGAAAGAAAGCCACAUUUUUACGCUGGCAAGAGAAACAACCUGACAAUUUCAGAAAUAACGAGGAUUGCAUUAACAUCUCGUCCAUCGCAUAUCUUCGUAGAUCGAUGAACGAUCUCCCCUGCGAGGAGGAACAUUAUUUCAUUUGCCAAUUUGACAAUGAAAUUUAA
Drosophila suzukii is the source of this 1056-nucleotide messenger RNA. RefSeq lists its product as uncharacterized. NCBI's taxonomy places the organism in Eukaryota, Metazoa, Arthropoda, Insecta, Diptera, Drosophilidae. Gene Ontology annotation, molecular function: signaling receptor activity. The record is from RefSeq and is a predicted model, not a curated record.